Messenger RNA from Lodderomyces oxycetoniae, 1980 nucleotides. RefSeq lists its product as uncharacterized. Lineage: Eukaryota; Fungi; Ascomycota; Pichiomycetes; Serinales; Debaryomycetaceae. Gene Ontology annotation, biological process: mitochondrial respiratory chain complex III assembly. The coding region runs from base 1 to 1980 and encodes 659 amino acids. Gene Ontology annotation, cellular component: mitochondrial inner membrane. The record is from RefSeq and is a predicted model, not a curated record. The transcript has a single exon.
AUGUUGACCAAAAUUGGAAGGCUGAGGCUUUAUUUAUUGGGCAGGCUGACAGCAAAUGUGACAUAUUUUCAACGAUUUAAAUCUACAGGAGACGAUAAGUUUUCUAAUAUUGAAGAUUUCAACAAAUUGAAAACUGAAUAUAAUUUUGGAUACAAUUUUAACUCAUUAACUGAUAGUGCAACAGGCACUAAGCUCGAUUCACAAAAGGACACAGAGGUAAACCCCGAAACUGGAGACAGAGACAGAGACAGAGACACGUUGGAUAUCAAUGCGAUACUUGAGCAGGAUCCACGUUUAGCUCAAUUGCGUCCGGGAUCUCAUGAAUACCGUGAAACUUUGUAUCGGCUACAUCAAGAAUACGUUGCUAAUCAAAAAAAAAGCCAAAAGAAACACGAAUUCAACGAAAGAAUGAAAGGUGUGCUUUUUGGGGCAAUAGCGUUAGUUGGGCUAAUUUCAGGACACCAGAUAUAUAUGAAUUAUGGCUCUUUAAAGAACCGGCUAUUGAAAGAUUAUUAUUAUGGCGACUUGGAGGAUAAUGUUGAAAACACAUCAACUACAAAUGUCAAAACAAGCAAAUAUUUAGCAGCAAAGCUAGAAAAGGAAUUAAGCGAUGAGAAUUUGACCAACCUAAAGAACUCAAUGGAAGUGCCAGGUGUAUAUAUGUUUGGUGAUAACACAAAGAUUCCUCUUAGAGUUUCCGGGUUUGACAAUAUUUUUCUUAGAGAUGCUCUUGUGGAACGAGGAUGCAUCGUGGCAGUAACAGAUAAGGGAAAAGUCCUUAAAUGGAAAAAAGGCGACGACGCAAACAAAGUGUUUGAGAUUGAACUUCCCGAGAAGGUGAAAAAAGUGGUUGGCACUAGGGAUUUUUACUUUUUUUUAACUGAAAAAGGUGGAAUCCUUUACACAGCGAAAAAUGAGCAAGUUGGGUUUUUGCCGAUGCUAAAGAAAAGCAGGUGGUUUGGAUUAUUGAGAGGUCACGAAUGCAGCAAAUUGAAUGCAACAAACAUUAAAGAAUUGAGUGCUGGUGCUAACCAUUUAUUAUUACUUGACAAAUUUGGUCAAAUUCUGGUUGUUAAUACUGCUCACAAGCCAGAGAAUCAUGGACAGUUUGGUCCAAGCUACUCACCAUUCGACAAUGAGAAAACUCCGCCUGUUGACGAGGUUAUUGAUUUGCCUUUACUUAACAACGAAAUUGCCAAGACAUCCGACGGUGGGAAAGUUAUUAAGUCUAGAACAUUCACUGCUAUAGCCAGUGGAGAUUAUUUCAACAUUGUUUCUGAUAGUACUGGGGAUGUUUGGGCAUGGGGUGAUAACUCUUUUGGACAAUGUGGAAUGUUGAACACCACUCAAUAUCAGCCAGUGCCCAAACGGAUAUUUCAAAAAAGUGAUUUUAAGAGGAUAUGUAGGAAUGUACUAGGUACCAAAACCAAGGAGGAGUUAUUCAACGUUGAAGAUAUAUUUGCCACUAAGGAUGCCAGUUUCAUAGUAUUGAAUUACCUAGAUCAAGAUGUUAUACUAAGCUUAGGAAAUGGACUUAAUGGACAAUUGGGAGGAGGUAGGUAUAUGCAGGUAUGUUCCUAUCCUGAAAUAAUCAAGUCUUUGACAGGUUUACAAGAGUUUGACGAAACACAGAACCGUGUCAAGAAAAUUGGAAUUAAGAAAUUAAGCGCUGGGAACAAUCACUUGUUUGUAACUUUGGACAAUUCAGGAGACAGCAAGGACGUGAUGGCGUUCGGAUCCAAUGACUAUGGACAACUAGGUAAUGGAAAAAAGAUAAAAACAUGCAAACCAACAAAGUUGCCGGGUCUUUUGGAGCCACCAACUGAUAAUCAAGAUAAAUCGAAAUUAGCAAAAUCAAUCAACGACACGAGCUCAAAGAGAUUGCAGCUUUUAGAUAGCCAAACAGUAGGUCGCAAGACCGUUGAGCAAGUUAUAGUUGCAGGUGACGAUGCAUCAUUGAUCUAUUAUAAAUGUAAAUAA